GCUAUUUUAUUGGCUGGUUGGAAGAGAAUCAUGAAUAAACUUGCGUGCUCGCGAUUGUGAAUGGCGAACAACGCAUCGUCCCCCGCAAUCGGGGGGCGUUCCAUGCCUUUCUACGGUGCCGUAAGCAGACGAGGCCAUGAAGUCCAUUACACCACCACAGUGAUUCUACGCCUCAAUUCAAGAAACACAUCAUAUUUCUCUCCACCAGCUACAAACCCCGGACGCCCAACACAAUAACACGAGUACAUUCAGCGCGAAACUUAUUAACGAAUAAACCAUGUCGCCAGUCUUGUCGCUCGAAGGAAAGACCGCAAUCGUCACUGGCGGUGCAGGUGGCCUAGGUCUCUCAAUUACAGAUCUCUUCCUGGAAGCAGGCGCAAACGUGGUCGCCAUUGACAUCAACACCGAUCUGGUUCAGAAGUUCGAGUCUUCUCACGACUCGUCAAGGGCAAUUGCCGUCGAGGCGAAUGUAACCCUUGAGGAAGACCUAGAGGACCUGUUCAAAACGACGAUCAAGAAAUUUGGCAAGAUCGAUAUUAUCGUCAACAAUGCUGGAGUCACUGAUCGCCUAGAUCCGGUCGGCACACUGGAAAAAGAUCUCUGGGAUCGCAUCAUUGCGGUCAACCUGACAGCUCCGAUGAUGGUCACUAAGCUCGGUGUUAAUCACAUGAUGGAGAAGCAGAUCAAGGGCUCGAUAAUCAACAUCGGAUCCGUUGCUGCUCUUCGUGGCUUUGCUGCCGGUGCUGCGUAUACCGCUUCCAAGCAUGGUCUUGUAGGCUUGACGAAGAACACGGCAGCGUUCUACACAGACAAGGGAAUUCGAUGCAACGCUGUUCUUCCAUCAGGAAUGGAGACCAACAUUUCGAAGACUCUUACCAAGGGUAUUAACGACGAGGGAUACUGCCAUAUGAUGAAGGGACCUGUAACAAUGGUCGACCCCAAGCAAGUGGCGCAAACCGUGUUGUUCCUGGCCUCCGACGCCUCGAACACCGUCAGUGGUUCCUGCAUCGCCACUGAUCUUGGUUAUGCAGCUUCUUAAUUAGUUCGUUCUCGAACGUAAUGACAAACGAACAAAAGUUACUCAGCAA
Messenger RNA from Aureobasidium pullulans EXF-150, 1088 nucleotides. Its product is annotated as NAD(P)-binding protein. The coding region runs from base 278 to 1039 and encodes 253 amino acids. Gene Ontology annotation, molecular function: oxidoreductase activity. The transcript has 3 exons. The record is from RefSeq and is a predicted model, not a curated record. Lineage: Eukaryota; Fungi; Ascomycota; Dothideomycetes; Dothideales; Saccotheciaceae.